ACUGUUAGUACAGCUGAAACAUCUUCAACAACAUCCUUGGUAACCACAACUAAUGCCGCAGAAACAUCCACCACUAAUGGAGUUGGUACCACAACAGCACCACAAUCAACAGGGUCUACCUUUUCAUCAACUGCUCCCUCUUCAACUCCAUUUGGAAGUUCAACUAUUAGUACAGCUGAAACAUCUUCAACAUCAUCCUUGGUAACCACAACUAAUACCGCUGGAACAUCCACCACUAAUGGAGUUGGUACCACAACAGCACCACAAUCAACAGGGUCUACCUUUUCAUCAACUGCUCCCUCUUCAACUCCAUUUGGAAGUUCAACUAUUAGUACAGCUGAAACAUCUUCAACAUCAUCCUUGGUAACCACAACUAAUGCCGCUGAAACAUCCACCACUAAUGGAGUUGGUCCCACAACAGCAUCACAAUCAACAGGGUCUACCUUUUCAUCAACUGCUCCCUCUUCAACUCCAUUUGGAAGUUCAACUAUUAGUACAGCUGAAACAUCUUCAACAUCAUCCUUGGUAACCACAACUAAUACCGCUGGAACAUCCACCACUAAUGGAGUUGGUACCACAACAGCGCCACAAUCAACAGGGUCUACUUUUUCAUCAACUGCUCCCUCUUCAACUCCAUUUGGAAGUUCAACUGUUAAUACAGCUGAAACAUCUUCAACAUCAUCCUUGGUACCCACAACUAAUGCAGCUGAAACAUCCACCACUAAUGGAGAUACCACAACCACACCACAAUCAACAAUGUCUAGUUUUCCAUCAACUGCUCCGUCGUCAACUCCCAUUGAAAGGUCAGCUGUUACUACAGCUGUAACAUCUACAACACCCUCUUCAGUAACCACAACAUAUGCCACUGGAAUAUCCACCACUAAUAGAGUUGAUACCAAAACAGCUCCACACUCAACAGAGUCUACCUUUUCACCAACUGCUCCCUCUUCAACUCACUUUAAAAGUUCAACUGUUAGUACAGCUGAAACAUCUUCAACAACAUCCUUGGUAACCACAACUAAUGCCGCUGAAACAUCCACCACUAAUGGAGUUGGUACCACAACAGCACCACAAUCAACAGGGUCUACCUUUUCAUCAACUGCCCCCUCGUCAACUCCCAUUGAAAGUUCAGCUGUUACUACAGCUGUAACAUCUACAACACCCUCUUCAGUAACAACAACUUAUGCCACUGGAACAUCCACCACUUAUGUAGUUGAUACCACAACAGCACCACACUCAACAGUGUCUACCUUUUCAUCAACUGCUCCCUCUUCAACUCCAUUUGGAAGUUCAACUAUUAGUACAGCUGAAACAUCUUCAACAUCAUCCUUGGUAACCACAACUAAUACCGCUGGAAAAUCCACCACUAAUGGAGUUGAUACCACAACAUCACCACAAUCAACAGUGUCUGGCUUUCCAUCAACUGCUCCCUCGUCAACUCCCAUUGGAAGAUCAACUGUUACACCAGCUUUAACAUCUAAAACAUCCUCUUCAGUAACCACAACGUAUGCCGCUGAAACAUCCACCACUAAUGGAGUUGAUACCACAACAGCGCCACAAUCAACAGGGUCUACUUUUUCAUCAACUGCUCCCUCUUCAACUCACUUUAAAAGUUCAACUGUUAAUACAGCUGAAACAUCUUCAACAUCAUCCUUGGUACCCACAACUAAUGCAGCUGAAACAUCCACCACUAAUGGAGAUACCACAACAACACCACAAUCAACAAUGUCUAGUUUUCCAUCAACUGCUCCGUCGUCAACUCCCAUUGAAAGGUCAGCUGUUACUACAGCUGUAACAUCUACAACACCCUCUUCAGUAACCACAACAUAUGCCACUGGAAUAUCCACCACUAAUAGAGUUGAUACCAAAACAGCUCCACACUCAACAGAGUCUACCUUUUCACCAACUGCUCCCUCUUCAACUCACUUUAAAAGUUCAACUGUUAGUACAGCUGAAACAUCUUCAACAACAUCCUUGGUAACCACAACUAAUGCCGCUGAAACAUCCACCACUAAUGGAGUUGGUACCACAACAGCACCACAAUCAACAGGGUCUACCUUUUCAUCAACUGCCCCCUCGUCAACUCCCAUUGAAAGUUCAGCUGUUACUACAGCUGUAACAUCUACAACACCCUCUUCAGUAACAACAACUUAUGCCACUGGAACAUCCACCACUUAUGUAGUUGAUACCACAACAGCACCACACUCAACAGUGUCUACCUUUUCAUCAACUGCUCCCUCUUCAACUCCAUUUGGAAGUUCAACUAUUAGUACAGCUGAAACAUCUUCAACAUCAUCCUUGGUAACCACAACUAAUACCGCUGGAAAAUCCACCACUAAUGGAGUUGAUACCACAACAUCACCACAAUCAACAGUGUCUGGCUUUCCAUCAACUGCUCCCUCGUCAACUCCCAUUGGAAGAUCAACUGUUACACCAGCUUUAACAUCUAAAACAUCCUCUUCAGUAACCACAACGUAUGCCGCUGAAACAUCCACCACUAAUGGAGUUGGUACCACAACAGCGCCACAAUCAACAGGGUCUACCUUUUCAUCAACUGCUCCCUCUUCAACUCACUUUAAAAGUUCAACUGUUAGUACAGCUGAAACAUCCUCAACAUCAUCCUUGGUAACCACAACUAAUGCAGCUGGAACAUCCACCACUAAUGGAGUUGAUACCACAACAUCAACACAAUCAACAGUGUCUAGCUUUCCAUCAACUGCUCCCUCGUCAACUCCCAUUGGAAGUUCAACUGUUACAACAGCUUUAACAUCUAAAACAUCCUCUUCAGUAACCACAACUUAUGCCACUGGAACAUCCACCACUAAUGGAGUUGAUACCACAACAGCACCACACUUAACAGGGUUUACCAUUGCAUCAACUGCUCCAUCUUCAACUGUAACUGAAAGUUCAACUGUUACUACAGCUGUAACAUUUACAAGACCCUCUUCAGUAACCACAACUUAUGCCACUGGAACAUUUACCACUAAUGUAGUUGAUACCACAACAGUGCCACACUUAACAGGGUCUACCUUUUCAUCAACUGCUCCCUCUUCAACUCACUUUAAAAGUUCAACUGUUAGUACAGCUGAAACAUCUUCAAAAUCAUCCUUGGUGACCACAACUAAUGCCGCUGAAACAUCCACCACUAAUGGAGUUGGUACCACAACAGCACCACACUCAACAGGGUCUACCUUUUCAUCAACUGCUCCCUCUUCAACUCCCAUUGAAAGUUCAGCUGUUACUACAGCUGUAACAUCUACAACACCCUCUUCAGUAACCACAACUUAUGCCACUGGAACAUCCACCACUAAUGUAGUUGCUACCACAACAUCACCACAAUCAACAGUGUCUAGUUUUCCAUCAACUGCUCCCUUGUCAACUCCCAUUGAAAGUUCAGCUGUUACUACAGCUGUAACAUCUACAACACCCUCUUCAGUAACCACAACUUAUGCCACUGGAACAUCCACCACUAAUGUAGUUGAUACCACAACAGCACCACACUCAACAGUGUCUACCUUUUCAUCCACUGCUCCCUCUUCAACUCCAUUUGGAAGUUCAACUAUUAGUACAGCUGAAACAACUUCAACAUCAUCCUUGGUAACCACAACCAAUGCCGCUGGAACAUACACCACUAAUGGAGUUGAUACUACAACAGCACCACACUCAACAGAGUCUACCUUUUCAUCAACUGCUCCCUCUUCAACUCCCUUUGGAAGAUCAACUGUUACUACAGCUGUAACAUCUACAACACCCUCUUCAGUAACCACAACCUAUGCCACUGGAACAUCCACCACUAAUGUAGUUGAUACCACAACAGCACCACACUCAACAGUGUCUACCUUUUCAUCAACUGCUCCCUCUUCAACUCCAUUUGGAAGUUCUACUGUUAGUACAGCUGAAACAACUUCAACAUCAUCCUUGGUAACCACAACCAAUGCAGCUGGAACAUCCACCACUAAUGGAGUUGAUACCACAACAGCACCAUACUCAACAGGGUCUACCUUUUCAUCAACUGCUCCCUCUUCAACUCUCUUUGGAAGAACAACUGUUACUACAGCUGUAACAUCUAAAACACCCUCUUCAGUAACCACAACUAAUGCCGCUGGAACAUCCACCACUAAUGGAGUUGAUACCACAACAGCGGCACAAUCAACAAUGUCUACCUUUGCAUCAACGGCUCCCUCUUCAACAACCUUUGGGAGUACAGCUGAAAUAUCUACAACACCAUCCACAAUAACUACAACUUAUGCCACUGGAACAUCCACCAUUAAUGGAGUUGAUUCCACAACAGUGCCACACUUAACAGGGUCUACUUUUUCAUCUACUGCUCCCUCUUCAACUGGAUUUGAAAGUUCAACUUUUAGGACAGCUGGAACAUCUACAACACCACCUUCAAUAACCACAACAUAUUCCACUGGAACAUCCACCACUAAUGGAGUUGAUACCAAAACAGCGGCACAAUCAACAGUGUCUUCCUUUGCAUCAACUUCUCCCUCUUUAACUACCUUUGGUAGUACACCUAAAACAUCUACAACCCCAUCCAUAAUAACCACAACUAAUGCCGCUGGAAUAUCCACAGCUAAUGGAGUUGAUACCACAACAGCACCAAACUUAACAGGGCAUACCUUUUCAUCAAUUGCUCCCUCUUCAACUUUAUUUGAAAGUUCAACUGUUACUACAGCUGAAACAUCUACAACACCUUCUUCAGCAGCCACAACUUAUGCCACUGGAACAUCCACCACUAAUGGAGUUGAUACCACAACAGUGCCACACUUAACAGGGAAUACCUUUUCAUCAACUGCUCCCUCUUCAACUGGAUUUGAAAGUUCAACUUUUACUAUACCUCCAACAUCUACAACAGCAUCUUCAAUCACCACAACCAUUGCUGGUGAAACUUCCACCAGUAAAACAGCUGCUACCACCAUAGCACCACAAUCAACAUCGUCUACCUUGACUUCAAUUGCCCCCUCUUCAACUCCCUUUGAAAGUUCAACUGUUACAACAGCUGUAACAUCUACAACACCCUCUUCAGUAACCACAACUUAUGCCACUGGAACAUCCACCACUAAUGUAGUUGAUACCACAACAGCGCCACAAUCAACAGGGUCUACCUUUUCAUCAACUGCUCCCUCUUCAACUCACUUUAAAAGUUCAACUGUUAGUUCAGCUGAAACAUCUUCAACAUCAUCCUUGGUAACCACAACUAAUGCAGCUGAAACAUCCACCACUAAUGGAGUUGAUACCACAACAGAACCACACUCAACAGAGUCUACCUUUUCAUCAACUGCUCCGUCUUCAACUCUCUUUGAAAGUUCAACUGUUACUACAACUGUAACAUCUAUAACACCCUCUGCAGUAACCACAACUUACGCCACUGGAACAUCUACCACUAAUGGAGUUGAUACCACAACAGUGCCACACGUAACAGGGUCUACCUUUUCAUCAACUGCUCCCUCUUCAACUGGAUUUGAAAGUUCAACUUUUACUAUAGCUGCAACAUCUACAACAGCAUCUUCAAUAACCACAGCAUAUGCCACUGGAACAUCCACCACUAAUGGAGUUGAUACCACAACAGCACCACACUCAACAGAGUCUAUCUUUUUAUCAACUGAUCCCUCUUCAACUGGAUUUAAAAGUUCAACUUUAAGUACAGCUGCAACAUCUAAAACACCAUCCUCAAUAACCACAACAAAUGCAACUGGAACAUCCACCACUAAUGGAGAUACCACAACAGCACCACAAUUAACAGUGUCUACCUUUGCAUCAACUGCUCCCUCUUCAACAGCCUUUGAAAGUUCAACUCUAAGUACAGCUGCAACAUUUUCAACAUCAUCCUCAAUUACCCCAACCAUUGCUGGUGAAACUUCCACCAGUAAAACAACUGCUACCACCAUAGCACCACAAUCAACAGUGUCUACCUUGACUUCAAUUGCCCCCUCUUCAACUCCCUUUGAAAGUUCAAAUGUUACAACAGCUUUAACAUCUACAACACCCUCUUCAGUAACCACAACUUAUGCCACUGGAACAUCCAUCACUAAUGGAGUUGAUACCACAACAGAACCACACUCAACAGAGUCUACCUUUGCAUCAUCUGCUCCAUUUUCAACUCAAUUAAAAAUUUCAACAGUUAGUUCAGCUGUAACAUUUACAACAUCCUCUUCAGAAACCACAGAGUAUGCCACUGAAACAUCCACCACUAAUGGAGAUGAUACAACAACAGCACCACAAUCAACAGUGUCUAACUUUGCAUCAACUGUUCCCUCUUCAAAAGCCUUUGAAAGUUCAACUGUUACUACAGCUGCAACAUCUAUAACACCAUCCUCAAUAACCACAACGUAUGGCACUGGAACAUCCACCACUAAUGGAGUUGAUACCACAACAGCACCACAAUCAACAGUGUCUCCAUUUACAUCAACUGCUCCCUCUUCAACAUCCUUUGAAGGUUCAACUUUUAGUACAACUGCAACAUCUACAACACCAUCCUCAAUAACCACAACUUAUGCCACUGGAACAUCUACCACCAAUGGAGAUGAUACUACAACAGCACCACAAUCAACAGUGUCUACCUUUGAAUCAACUGUUCCCUCUUCAACAACCUUUGAAGGUUCAACUUUUAACACAACUGCAACAUCUACAACACAAUUUUCAAUCACUACAACUUAUGCUACUGGAACAUCUCCCACUAAUGGAGAUUAUACCUCAACAGCACCACAAUCAACAGUGUCCACAUUUGGAUCAACUGAUUUCUCUUCCACAACUGUUGAAAGUUCAACUUUUAAUACAGCUGCAACAUUUACAACACCAUCCUCAAUAACCACAACGUAUGCCACUGGAACAUCCACCAUAAAUAAAGAUGAUACAAAAACAGGAACACAAUCAACAGGGUCUCCUUUUACAUCAACUGCUCCCUUUUCAACUGCCUUUAAAAGUUCAACUGUUAGUACACCAGCAACAUCUACAACACCAUCUUCAAUCACUACAACUUAUGCCACUGGAACAUCCACCACUAACGGAGAUGAUACCUCAACAGCACCACAAUCAACACUGUCUAACUUUGCAUCAACAGCUCCUUCUUCAACCUUUCAGAGUUUAACUGUAAAUACAGCUGCAACAUCUACAACACCAACCUCAAUCAUCACAACAAAUGUGGCUGAAACAUCCACCACCAAUAGAGGUGAAACCACAACAUCCCCACAAUUAACAGUCUCUACUGUUGCUUCAACCACUUCUUCAUCUGCUUUUAAAAGCACCACGGUUAACACAGCUGGAAUAAUCACCACACCAACAACUUCAAAAACAUCAGGACCCUCAACAGCCAGAUUAAGCCACAUCACUACUGCAGUCCCACAAACAACAGCAACAACUCAUAAGUCAGUAAUUCCCCUUUCGUCUUCAACUGUCAGUGCAGCCAAAACAUCAAUAGCAACAAAAACAUCCAACACAACUAAAGCAAAUGCAACUACUACUGCAUCAGUCACAAAAUCUAGAACAACAACAUCCAACACAACUAAAGCAAAUGCAACUACUACUGCAUCAGUCACAAAAUCUAAAACAACCACAUUCACCAUAACUAAAGCAACUACAAGUACUACUGCAGCAGGAGCUCUGGUGUUGACAGAGCUGGAGUUUAGUUCAAAUGAAACAUUUACAAUUGAUCUCUCUGAUUCAAACUCUGAAGGCUUUAAGGCAAGAGUAAAGCUUCAGAGGGAAACGCUUGAACCACUCUUCAGAAGAAAGUAUCCUUCAUCCUUCAUAAGAUUGAUUGUCUUGAGCUUCAGGGCUGGGUCAAUUAUCAGUUCAAACCAACUAGCUUUCAACUACACAUCCCAACUACCAACCACUCAAGAGAUCAAAAAUGUUCUCAUUAACGCAACAGAAACAGGAGAAGUCAAUGUGCUGAAAAUAAUUCCCAACUCAAUUGCAGUCAACACUACAGUUACAGUUACAACUGCAGCAACAACUAGAACCACAACUCUUUUGGUUUCAACAACAGCAAAUAAAACCACUUCAAGUGGACCCAAGAUUGAAUUCAGUCUUCUACAAGCAAUAUUUAUCAUUAUUAUGUCAAAAAUAUUAAGACUUUACCUGUAGAUUCUUUAAUAAACCAAAUGUAAGAGUUUAGCGUGAUAUGGUCUAAUGAGUUUAAUAGCUACUUUUAUUACCUUUACACAGUAUUUACAGUUGCAGCAUACAUUAUGCAAAUAAGUCUGAUAUUGUACUUUUCCUCAAGAAUAUAAUUAAAACAAUAUGUUCAUUUAACAGCAGGCUGUUGGAAUAAUAAGGGAAAUUAUAUCUUAGAUUUGAAUGCUUUCAUUUGGAGGAGAGAAGUAGAUCUUUUUUCCUCUCUAUUGUGUAUUUUCUAAUGAAAGCUGUUAUUUAUCAACUAUACUU
Messenger RNA from Paramisgurnus dabryanus, 8391 nucleotides. RefSeq lists its product as uncharacterized. The record is from RefSeq and is a predicted model, not a curated record. NCBI's taxonomy places the organism in Eukaryota, Metazoa, Chordata, Actinopteri, Cypriniformes, Cobitidae.